UUGAAUCCAGGGCUUAGGGUUUCAAAGACAAUCUUCUUUCACCGUUAUUUUGAAGAGCUCCUUUCAAUUUGGGGGAAAUCCCCGACGGACCUCUAAGUCUACUCAAGAACUCUCUUGUCAAGUGCUCAGAUUAUCAAAAGGAAAUGAGCAAUGCGGUUCAUACAACUCCAAAAUCGGGGAGAAAGUCAUUGUUUUUCCAGGAUUUAGCAUCACCUGUCUCUGCCCGUAGAGGGAAGUUCUCUAGUCCGGGUCAAGCAGCUGCCGUCUUAGCUUUAUGGGAGGAGAAUUUUGGAUGUUCAGAUCUUCCACCUCCUCCUAUGUACACCUUGGAGGAUCGAUCGGAUUUUUCUCCUGAAGUUGGGAUACCGGAUUACCCUAUGUCUCCCAAAAUCAAGUCAGACCCAAGAAGUCCAGUUAAAAGUUCUGGACGUGACUUUUCAACUCCGGCAAAGAUCAACUCGGGGGCAAGCACUUCAUUUGCUGUGCUUAAUGGGCAGCAGAACUCAACGAGUCCGAGUUGGUGGUCACCCACAACGAGAAGUGGUAGUGAGCAGGACGAGAAGGGAAAGGGUUCUCCUGUCGAGGGUGUGGUUCAGCAUGGCGCUUUGAUCACACUUCCGCCUCCAAGGGAGGUUGCUAGGCCUGAGAUACAAAGGAAUUCUGUACCCACAGGCAAUCUGGAUGAGGAAGAAUGGGUUACAGUUUAUGGAUUUUCUCCCUCUGAUACAAAUUUAGUAUUGCGAGAGUUCGAAAAGUGUGGAGUGAUAUUGAAGCAUGUUCCUGGUCCAAGGGAUGCCAACUGGAUGCACGUUCUUUAUCUGAAUCGGUCUGAUGCUCAGAAGGCUCUCAGAAAGAACGGAAUGCAAAUUAACGGGGCACUAAUCGUUGGUGUGAAGCAAGUGGAUCCAAUGCAACGUGAAGCCCUAAAUGAAAGAGUGACCAAUCAGGGAUUCAUGACUCUGCCCCCACCAUCGAGUAGAACAUCAGAGCUGAACAAUUUCCGGCUGUCUCGCCCUUACUAUCUUCAAAAUGGCAAUUCCAAUGCGCGCCAUUCAGGAGGCACAGCUAUCGCAAUCCCUACGAAAUCACUGGGGACCAAAGUCAUGGAAUACAUGUUUGGAUAUUAGGAGAAAAUGUGUGCUCAGUCAAUCGCAGGUCCUUUGUUCUAUUACCUGAUUGUUUGAUCAUGUUCCAUAACAAAGGAAAGAGGGUAUGCCUGAACAAUAAAUGUCCCUUAGAAGGGGAAGUAUUGCAGAUUCUGUUGUAAUUGCAAUUGUAAAAGACUACGGAGUUGAAAUGCGAGGAUCUACAAGACUUUUGGCCAUUAGAAA
Hibiscus syriacus is the source of this 1331-nucleotide messenger RNA. RefSeq names its product nuclear pore complex protein NUP35-like. Gene Ontology annotation, cellular component: nuclear membrane; nuclear pore nuclear basket; nuclear pore central transport channel. The record is from RefSeq and is a predicted model, not a curated record. Gene Ontology annotation, biological process: regulation of DNA-templated transcription; nuclear pore organization; NLS-bearing protein import into nucleus. The coding region runs from base 144 to 1127 and encodes 327 amino acids. Lineage: Eukaryota; Viridiplantae; Streptophyta; Magnoliopsida; Malvales; Malvaceae. Gene Ontology annotation, molecular function: single-stranded DNA binding; phospholipid binding; structural constituent of nuclear pore. The transcript is spliced from 4 exons.